Messenger RNA from Erpetoichthys calabaricus (reedfish), 691 nucleotides. RefSeq names its product peptidyl-tRNA hydrolase 2 (gene ptrh2). Bases 109 to 618 code for a protein of 169 amino acids. The record is from RefSeq and is a predicted model, not a curated record. Gene Ontology annotation, molecular function: peptidyl-tRNA hydrolase activity. Lineage: Eukaryota; Metazoa; Chordata; Cladistia; Polypteriformes; Polypteridae. Gene Ontology annotation, cellular component: mitochondrion; cytosol. The transcript is spliced from 2 exons. Gene Ontology annotation, biological process: positive regulation of anoikis; negative regulation of anoikis.
UAUUGUUAAGGGGAGGAGCUUCUUUAUAUUACGUAGUCCUCGUGCGACACCUGCUGAAUUGGAAUCACAUAUGAGAAAGAAAGCGUUUGACUGCUACAAAUCAACAUAAUGGUUUCCUUUGCCACAUCGACCAUUCUAAGUCUGGUUGCAGGAGCAAGUGGGGGAUUGUGUCUUGGAUGGCUGCUUCGAAGCCUUCUGCAACCUUCCAAAAAGCCUUUCUUAGGAGCUGGAGGAGAAUCUGAACCAAGUGUCAUGGGAGAAACGGGAGAAUUCAAGAUGAUUCUGGUUGUUCGAAGUGACCUGAAAAUGGGCAAGGGAAAAGUUGCAGCACAGUGUUCCCAUGCUGCAGUAUCUGCAUAUAAACAAUGCCAGAAAAGAAAUCCAGAACUGCUGAAACAAUGGGAGUACUGUGGCCAACCAAAGAUUGUGGUCCGUGUUCCAGAUGAAUCUGGCUUGAUAGAGUUGAUGCUUCAGGCAAAAGACUUGGGUCUGCCAAUUAGUCUAAUAAAGGAUGCUGGACGUACACAAAUAGCACCAGGCUCGCUUACUGUACUAGGUGUGGGACCAGGCCCUGCUGAUUUAGUAGACAAAGUAACUUUACAUUUAAAAUUGUACUGAUCUGUAUGUUCACCAAAUGCAACUUUUUAGGCAGUUAUUCUUUGCAAUAAAUCUAAAAGAAUGAUGCAGAUAA